Molecule: messenger RNA, 6075 nt
Organism: Daphnia magna
Lineage: Eukaryota; Metazoa; Arthropoda; Branchiopoda; Diplostraca; Daphniidae
Gene: fra
Product: neogenin
Exons: 19
Coding region: 268-4893 (1541 amino acids)
Biological process (GO): cell-cell adhesion
Cellular component (GO): membrane
Molecular function (GO): protein binding
Source: RefSeq, a predicted model, not a curated record
CAGUCGAUCGUAGGACCUUUGUUGAUUCGGAUCAUUCUGACACGAGUUGGUGACGAAUGUGCAUCUCUGUCCCAGUCGCAAGUGCAGUUCAACUAUUUUCGUACAUGUGAUACCUUGAUCAACAUCUCGUUAGUGUUUUACCGCCAAACUUUUGUUUCGUUUCAGCCACGUUGAAUUAUGACUGUGUUCUCCUGAGUCCCAGUUACGUGCCAGUGUGUCGUUUGGUGGGGGUUGAAGGAAGAAGAGAGGAGAGUUAAGAACGACAUCAUGGGUUGGCAUUUUAGUUUACGAUGGCCGAACUGUGCAAGUACCCUGCGGCCGCACAUAUAUUGGAUUGCGAUCGUGGUCCUUGUCUGUUGCCAAGACAGUGGAUAUUGCUCCAGUCAAGCAGCUGGCGAUGAAGACCUGAUGUUUACGGCUGAACCGCAGGACGCGGUCGUGAGUAAAAAUUCCUCUGUUGUCAUCGACUGUGGUGUUCCAGCUGGCUGGCUACGCGACAUGGAGGACGCUGGACCUGCCCCGCUCAUUGAGUGGAAACGAGACGGCGUCUUGCUCAGUCUCAACGGAGAAAAUAGAAGGUACUCUUCAGGAACGAAUAUAUCGGUGCUGGCCAACGGCUCGCUUUACUUCACCAGCGUCCAGCACAGUCGGAACGAGCGGCCCGACGAAGGACUGUACCAAUGCUCGGCUACCAGGCCAUCGGUUGGCACAAUCAUCAGCCGGGCUGCCAAGUUGCAAAUCGCUUCACUGCCCAGAUUUGAAUUGGAGCCCAAGGACGUGGCCGUCCGUGUGGGCGAUACGGCCCGUUUCAACUGUCUCGUCAUGGCAACGCCAGCUGCUUACGUCCGUUGGUUGAAAGACGAUCUACCCCUAAAUAUAGAACCGGCUAGAAUGAUCAUACUGCCUUCAGGAGCCUUGGAAUUGGAACAAGUCCAACUUUCAGAUCAGGGCUAUUACCGGUGCAAUGUGUCCAACGAGGACAAGUAUCGCAUCAGCGCCGAGGCUAAGCUUAAUGUCCACUCUGAGCUGGAAGAGGGCGGCCGGCCGGAAGCGCCCAACUUCCUGGCCACGCCGAGGAAUACGGUAGCCAUUGAGGGGACGCGUGUCACGCUGGAAUGCGCCGCCAACGGCCACCCGCGGCCGGAUAUCACCUGGCUCAAAGACGGCACCACCAUCGAUCUAGAUCAUCUGGACAGCCGUUUCCACAGCGUAGGUUCUGGCAGUUUGCAGAUUGAUGCGGUGACGGAAGAGGAUGUGGGCGUCUAUCAGUGCCGGGCGGAGAACACGGAAGACUCGGUUGACGUGACGGCCCAGCUGGAAGUGCAAGUGCCUCCGCGUUUCAUCAAGCGGCCUCGCAGCACCGCGGCGCACGAGAAGGAUGACGCCGAACUCGAGUGCCAAUUGUACGGAAGGCCCGAACCCACCGUCCAGUGGACCAAAAACGGGGAACUCAUCAUCGAAAGCGAAUACUUUCAGAUAAUCAAUGGAAAUAAUUUGAAAAUCUUGGGUCUGGUGGCUUCUGAUUUCGGUAUUUACCAAUGCAUCGGUUCCAAUCCGGCCGGUAACGUUCAAGCGGCCGCCAGUUUGACUAUCUACUCAUCAGAUUACGACAACGGCACGUCGUCCAACCCGAUGGAUUUGACGACCGCUUCAUCUCCCACUGACGACUCAGGAACACGCGAGGCUGUCGCACCCGUCGGCUCUUCGGACGACCGCCAGACAUCCGAGGCCACCCAAACCGAUGGUUUGAUGACACCUGGCGGCGGUGGCAGCGGCGGCGUUGAUGUCAACAGCGAGGGAUCCGCGUCGUUGCCGUCGGCGCCCAGGGACGUUGAAGCCCUGAUUGUCUCGUCGCGCUUCGUUACCCUCAGGUGGAAGGAGCCCGUCAGAACCAACGGACAAAUUAUCGGCUAUUCCAUUUUCUACCGCCAGGAAGGCUCGGAGCGUGAACGUGUGGUCAAUACGAGCCGAUCGCGUUUGGAAGAAGUGAACGUGCCGGGCCUGCAGCCGGGCAAGAAAUAUUGGCUGCGCGUAGCGGCAUUCAAUGAAGCCGGAGCCGGAGCGAGUACAGCGUCGCUGGAAGUGGAGACGCUGGUGGAGCCGCACGUGUUGCAGGCGCCUUCCAAUCUGAGCGUCAAGGCUGUCUCGCCAGUGAGUCUGAUGGCCAGUUGGGAGUCACCCGAUCUCGGCCCCAGCGCAGCAUCGAAUCACGGCCACUUGCCCAUCCGAAACUAUAAGCUCUUCUACAUGGAGGUCGGCUCGGCCGAGGAGCACGAAGUGGUCACGAGCCACACGAGCCACUUGAUACACGGACUCAAACCGUACACCGAGUAUUCGGUAUGGGUCGUCGCCUUCAACGACAACGGGCCGGGCACCAGCACCGAAGAAGCCACGGCCAGGACGUGGUCGGACGUGCCAUCCGACACGCCCCAGAAUGUGGUGGCCGAACCGGCCAGCUCGUCGAGCAUCAUCGUCCGCUGGGAUCCGCCCUCUUUGGAGAAUCAGAACGGCAUCAUAACCGGGUACAAGAUCCGCUACAAGCCCAAAACUGGGCGCGGGCGGUUGCCUUUGAAUCCCGGCUCAUCCGGCGCUGGAUCGACGGCGACGACGGACGGCAGUCGACGACUUUACACGCUGACUGGACUCAUCCGCGGAACGGAGUAUCAAGUUCGAGUUUCGGCCCUGACUGUCAACGGUUCAGGUCCCAUGACCGAAUGGAUGACGGCCGAAACAUUUGAGAACGACCUGGACGAGAGCCAAGUGCCUGAGCCUCCCAGCUCGUUGAGAGCUCGACCGAUGACAAAUUCAAUUUCCGUUUCGUGGAAUCCGCCCAGCAACCAGAAUGUGAUGGUGCGUGGUUACACGAUCGGCUGGGGCAAAGGCAUUCCGGACGUGUAUUCGAAAUUGGUGGACGGGAAGCAACGCGCUUUCAUCAUCGAAAAAUUGGAGGCCAAUUCGGAGUACGUCAUCAGUUUGAGGGCGUACAAUCAAAUGGGAGACGGCCGGCCCAUCUACGAAACGGUGCGAACGCGCGAAGAAUCGACACCCGAACCGCCCAGUCCCCUCAUUCCGCCCGUCGGAUUGAAAGCUAUUGUCUUGUCCUCGACAACGGUCGUUCUCUACUGGACCGAUACCACCUUACCUCGCAGUCAGAUUGUCGCUGAUUCGCGAUACUACGUCGUGAGGUACACGUCCAGCCACACGUCUAGCAAUCCACGCUAUCGUUACAUGAACUCUACCGUCCUCAAUUGCAUGUUGGAUGACUUGAAACCCAACACUCAGUUCGAAUUCGCCGUCAAAGUCAUCAAGAACCGUAGGGAAAGUCCGUGGAGUUUGGUAGUGCCCAACACGACAUUCGAAGCAGCACCUUCGUCACCGCCACGAGAUUUGACCGUCGUUCCAGUCGAAGAAAAUCCGUCCGCCAUCAAUUUGAACUGGCAGCCACCUAAACAGCCCAACGGUCAAAUUACUGGUUACGUCAUCUUCUACACAACAGACAGCUCGCAGCGCGAUCGAGACUGGGUGGUAGAAGGUGUCGUUGGGGAUAAGAUGACCACGACCAUUAAAGGUCUGACACCCGAUACGACGUAUUUUAUCAAAAUCCAGGCCAGGAACAACAAAGGCUACGGCCCUUUCUCCAGCAUCAUUCAAUUCCGCACCAAUCCGAGCAACGGUAUGACUUACCACGACUCACUUCCAGUUAGCAGAGACAGUCGAGGCAUUUCGAGCACGACGUUGUACAUCAUCCUGGGCAUCGCAACUGGUAUCAUUAUAAUCCUAUUGGCUGUAGUGCUCGUGGUCGUCUUCCGACGCCGCGAUACGAGCGUCACAACAUCGCCGGAUCGUUCCAAGAAAGGCUACGUCAAGGGCAAUGUCAAAGGUACCGGCAAAUUGGGUAAAGCAGACAACCCUCCCGACUUGUGGAUCCAUCACGAUCAGAUGGAGAUGAAAGGACUAGAUAAAUCGCUCCAGCGUUCCGGAUCUGUAAACACGGUCUCGCCACACAACAUGCGACGAUCGCAAGAUCUCGACUCGCUUGACGGAAUGGCGUCCGGAUCAACUGCCGGCCGCGGUCUCAGCACCACCGCGAAUGAUUCGCUCGACCGGCGGGCCGCCUACGUCACCGCCUAUGCAGGAAGUAGCAACUCACUCAGGCGUCCCAUUAAACCCAAGAGCCUUUUGAUCAGUGUCGCUACUACCACCCAACCCGUGCGCGAACCUGUAGCGACGGUGACGCCAAUCCCCAACGGCAGUUUGAAUCAGCACAGCGAUUCUCGGCCAGUUUAUCCUGCAGCGCCUCGACCUGGGAUUUACCCGUCAGCUGGGCCGCCUGCCGCUGGCCGAGCUCAUGUUACGGUGGACGUCAGCAUUCCGUCAGACUCCACUUACGGCAGUCAGGGCAGCUAUGACAGCCGCUCGAGUCUCGUCCAUCCGCCGCCAGCCAACAUGGCCAUGAUGGGUCCUCCUUCCUGCCAGCCGUCCAAUGUGACGCCGUCCACGGCCUUGUUGUCCGGCGCCGAUGCCAAACGCAACACUCAACUCGGUCAUCCGCUCAAGAGCUUCACCGUUCCGGCACCGCCUCCGCAAUCAGCACCGCCCGUCAAGAUCGUCUCGCCCAAUAGCGGAAGCAGCCGUCAGUCUGUGAACCCGAUGGUCACGCAAUCCAGUCCUUAUAAGAAGGCGCUGGUGGGUGCGCCAGUGACGUCACCUCCGCCUCUUCACAAAGCGAACAGCGUCGGAGGUGUCAGGACGGCCGCCAGCGAUCUGAUCAAAUCUCCCGAGAAGAUCAUUCAGAGUUCUUACAGCACCGAGGAGCUCAAUCAGGAGAUGGCCAAUCUGGAAGGUCUUAUGAAGGAUUUGAAUGCAAUCACUGCCAAUGAAUUCGGCUGCUAAACUUUGAUUGCGCCCAACAAAAAAAGGAAAACGCAUUUGAUUUUUUUUUUCUUUAAUCUAUUUGAUUUUUUUUAUAGCUAUUUCAUGUUACCGUUAUUAUUAUUAUUUUUUUUUUACGGUAACGAAGUGAAGUAGGUUAGCGUUUUUCCUAAAUCCAAGGAAAUCGAUUCGUUUUUAUUGGUCGAUUUUUUUUUGGGGGGCGUGUUGCCCAUCCCGUGGCAGCUGUUUGUUUUUCUAACUACUCGAUUCUGAAAGGCAGCUAUUUUGUUUCUUUCGGCAAGGGUUUUUUUUUUUUUUUUUAAUCCCAGCACAACCGAGUGGCAUUUGUAAAAGUUCAUUUUCCACAAUGGCUCUCCAAUCAUAUCUCCUUUAAUUAAUUUUUUUCUUCUUCUUCUUCUUUUGUUUCAUGUUGAUUUUAGUUUAUUCGAACAAUCGUGUUAUAUUUCUCCCUUUUUCGUUUCAUUUAUCACAUUUUCCCUCCAUCCUUUUCCUCGUUUCGAAAAGGAAUAUCCAAUUCGAGAGAUGUUGUAAUCAUGUUUUUAUGCUCAUUCUGGCGUCGGGUCUUCUCGGAAUGUAUCGGUUUCAAUUCAACCAAAAUGUGUGUUUUCUGAAACGCUGUGUAUUGUAUUUCCUUUUCCUGUAUUUCCCUGCCCUCUUAACUUGGAACAAAGAUGACCGGUAUGUAUAAUUCUAAACGUUAUAUCGAUCAUCAGGACGCUUCAAAAACGGCUCUCGAUGGUUGAAGAAGAAAACGAAUUGUUUUCAAGACGUCGAAGAAAACUGAAAGGAAAAGUAAAAAUAUUUAAAAGGUUAAUGGAUAAGGAUUAAUUCUUACGUUUUCCUUUGCGAAAAACAAAUAAUUUUCUUCCCGAAUGGAAAAGAGAGAAAAAAAAAAUGUUUAUCGUAAAACGUGUGCAGCUUCUGUUGAUGAACAAGUGUGUGUGUGUGUGUGUGUGUGUACGUAUGGGGUAUUUUGAUUGUGUUGAGAAAUUGAGCUCUUGUCCAAUUGGGGCACUUAUCCUUUCUAUUUGUCUGAUCAGGUUUUGGAAUGCGUCAUCUAUUGUAACAUGUGAAACACGUAGCACAUAAUUUUCGAGUGACUGAUCCCGAGUUGACCUUUAAAGAUUGUGGUUUGUCGAAUGUGGUGUCGUGUAAUAUAACUCAGUGUCUGCUUUUUUCAAA